ACAGAAACAAAAAGCCAUUUUCAACUUCCAUCUUCUUCAAGCACUUGAUCAUCACAAAUAAUUGAGGUAAAAUGGGGUUCAAAAAUGAUAAUCCAACGGUUGAAGAUCUCAUUCUUCAACUCCAAUCAUCAUUCUUUUCAGCAGAGUUUCAACAAGUUGCCAAAACACUUACAGAACGCGAAGAACACAUUAAAGAUGAGUAUUUGAAGCUGAACAAGAAGGUUGAAGAGGAAAAAGAUGCAAUCUUUAAGGAGAAUCUGAAGCUUCAUGAUCAGUUGAAGAAGAAAGAAGAAGAGAUUGGUGCAAUGAAGAAGCUGAUUGAUGAGUAUGAGAGAAAAGUUAGGGUUUAUGAGAACAGAUUUGAUGAUAAGGGUUUGGGUUUAGAGAAAAAAGCUAAAGAAUCAAUGGGUUCUUCUUUGAAUCUUGCUGAAAGCUGUAGACCACCAGGGUUCACUACAAAGGAAGGCUCCAAGAGAAAAUUAGAAGUCAAAUCGCAUGAGAUCAUUAAUAUCGAUGACGAUGAUGAUCAAGGAAAACGGGUUACAGAUGAAGUCAAGAGAGAAUAUAAAUAUAACACUUAUGACGACGAUCUACAGGUCAUCUCUUCAGCUAAAAGAAGGCGGGCUGCAAGCGAAAUUAAAACAACACCGGGUUCUAAGGAAACUAAAAAAAUCACUAAAAAAAUCGAGUUAGAUAGCCCUGAAGAACCUGAUUCGGGCUCCGACACAGAGAAAAUUAAUAAAGCAUACAUGUCCUCCAUUUCUAAAGUGAAGAAACAUAACGAAGAAUGGGAAUUGGAGUCCGAUAUGGUGAAAGAUUUGGAAAAAGAUGAUGAACUUUGCUUAAAUGGUGUCUGCGCUCUACACCGACAAAGAAUCAUAGUUCAUGGAGCUGAUACAGAUCGAUUAUCCACUCUGGGGCGUAAGCUUAUCGACGGGGAUUCACAAAACAAGCUAAAGAAAAAAGCUUCGGAGUUGAAUCAAUAUGAUCUUAAGGAUUGUCGAAUGUUUGCGAAGAAGUACUCGCUGCAGCUUUUUAACAUAUAUCAAGAUAAAAGCGACCCUUUCUUCCCUACUUCAAGGAGUCAAGAAAAACGGUCAGAUGUUUAGAGAUGUUUAUCGUGAAUAAAAUGCUUGUAAAUGUGGUUUGUUACUAUGUCUUUUGUCGUUUUUGUGCGUCGUCAUGAAUAUAGAUUUAACAAAUAGGUGCAGUUGGGAUUGUGAAAACAGAUUGUGGUUUAAAAGGUUUGUUAAUCCAAAGAUUUAAUAUUUUCCAUGCUUUC
This is a messenger RNA of Helianthus annuus (common sunflower), 1282 nucleotides long. RefSeq lists its product as uncharacterized. The record is from RefSeq and is a predicted model, not a curated record. Lineage: Eukaryota; Viridiplantae; Streptophyta; Magnoliopsida; Asterales; Asteraceae. The transcript is spliced from 3 exons. The coding region runs from base 72 to 1109 and encodes 345 amino acids.